Molecule: messenger RNA, 1179 nt
Organism: Topomyia yanbarensis
Lineage: Eukaryota; Metazoa; Arthropoda; Insecta; Diptera; Culicidae
Product: 17-beta-hydroxysteroid dehydrogenase 13-like
Exons: 5
Coding region: 97-1062 (321 amino acids)
Cellular component (GO): lipid droplet
Molecular function (GO): oxidoreductase activity, acting on the CH-OH group of donors, NAD or NADP as acceptor
Source: RefSeq, a predicted model, not a curated record
CGCGUCACUAAUGAUGGUCCGAUAUAGUCGUCUUUCAGCGAUCGCAGUCACCUGCUGAAGACCGAACUCACCACACAUCCCCAACCGGGUGCCAGGAUGUUGCAGGUCAAAGUUCACACUGAAGAAGGAUCGACGAAGAAUUUCUCUAGGAGUGUGUUUCUAGAGGUGCUAUUUGUGAUUGUGGAUUUUGUAAAAGUGCUCUGCUAUGCAGUACCGAUAUUGGCAAUGCAUAUUUUUCGGACGUUUAUCCCACCAAAGUUGAAAGAUGUUUCAGGUCAAACUGUGCUGAUUACCGGCGGAGGCAACGGUCUUGGGAGGGCCCUGGCAUUAAACUUUGCCAGCAGAGGCUGUAACGUCGUCGUCGUCGAUAUUGAUUUAGCGGCGGCAGAACAAACAUGUGCUGAGCUGAGGCGGAAUCGAGUGGAUGCUUACGCCUAUCGAGUUGAUGUGUCGUCAUACGAACAAGUGGAAGCUUUGGCUAUCGAUUUACACAAAAACGUUGGGCCGGUAGAUAUUCUGGUCAACAACGCCGCGUUGGUGUAUUUCGAUUUCCUGCACAAUACCAGCGUAGAAAUGGCGAACCGGACCAUCGAUAUUAACAUCAAGUCGCAUGUGUGGACCACCAAAGUAUUCCUGGAAAAAAUGAUGGAACGAAAGAGAGGUCACAUAGUAGCUAUUUCGUCCAUGUCCGGUAUGUACGCGUUCCCCUGGGCCGUUGUGUACUCUACUUCAAAGUAUGCCGUGAAUGGGUUCAUGGCUGCAGUCACCGAACAGUUGCGCCUGCAAGGCUACGGUGACCAUAUUCAAACAACCUGCGUGUGUCCGUACUAUAUCGCCACUAGGAAGGAUAUUGUAGAAUUUUUGAAGAAACCCCGAUUUAAACUGCUUACCACGGAGCAUACGGCACGAGUAAUCAUUGAAGGAAUUCUACGGAACGAAGUGAUUCUUGCGAUACCGCCGUUCUUUGAUCUGGGAGUUAGGUUCAUGCAAUUGUUUCCAGUAAAAAUACAACAGUUGGUGCGAGAUUAUAUUAUAAGAGAGUAUGAAUUGAAUUCUUCUUGAGGUGUGUAUGUUAUGAUGCUAGCGAGUACAAAAAUCGUCCUUAUAGUUAGGAAAAUAUCGAUAUCAUUGAUCAACGUAUUUAUUUUUUGAUGAAGAAACCUGAAAUAAAGAUGCUUA